AUUUAGUCUCCAUAGUUGCCUCAUAGAAAUCAAGGGUAAUAUGUGAAAGUUGAUUCACAUCAAGCAUGUUUUUACACACAUACCUGUUGCUUACGUGACAAGCGCGAAGCAGAAGAGAAAGUUCAUUCUUAAUUAGCUAGUAUAAGCGAAGAUGUCCAAGUAUAAGUUCGUUUUAAAUCUGCUCAGAAAUGAUUAUCCUAUUAAAGAUUUAUAUCACAAUAAAUACAGUGUGUUCAUGGUACAGAGGAAUAUCCAUUCUUCUAGAGAAAGAAAUAUUUGUGUACAUAAAUCCUGCAUGUUUGCUGCAAAACCGAUAAUAAGUCAAAAACCAGAUUGGAAUAAAGCUGUUUCUGAAGCUGAGAAAAUUGUGGGAUAUCCAACAUCUUUUUUAAGUUUACGAUGGUUACUCAGUGAUGAAAUUGCCAAUGUGGCUUUACACUUAAGAAAAUUAGUUGGAUCUAAUCAUCCAUUGUUAAAAACAGCCAAAAGUUUGAUAUAUAAUGGCCGUAAUAAUAUGCAAGCUUGGGGUUUAAUUGUAUUAUUAAUAUCUAAAGCUGCUGGUCAUUUAAAUGUAGAUGAUAUGGAAGAAGAUAAAGCUGCUGGUGUUUUACAUAGUCAACGGGCGUUAGCAGAAGUUACCGAAAUGAUACGUACAAGUCAUCUUAUACAUAAAGGUCUUGUAAAUAUAACUCCUGGUAUAUAUCCAGAAACAACUGAAUUACAUGACAUGACAUUUGGUAAUAAAAUUGCUUUAUUAAGUGGUGAUUACUUGCUGAGUAACAGUUGUACUGAAUUGGCAAAUCUUAGAAAUCAAGAUCUUGUUGAAUUGAUGUCAACUGUUGUAAAAGAUUUGACUGAAGCAGAAUUCAUUGGACGACGAGAUAACCAGAACAAUCCAUUACCAUGUAUACCUCCACCAAAUCGUAAAGGCUAUGCUGUAAAAGAAUGGACAUUAAGAAAUGUAUUAAGUGCUGGUACUUUACUUGGAAAAUCUUGUAAAGGUACCUUAAAAUUAGCUGGUCAUAAUGAUGAUAUACAAGAACAGGGCUAUGAAUUUGGAAAACAUUUAGCAUUAGCUUGGCAAGCAUAUUUGGAUCUAGGGCUUUUUAUUAAUAAAGAGUCAGCUAUGUCUUUCAAUUUAUGUUCUGCACCCAUUAUGUUUCAUAUAGAACAUGACCCAUCUAUUUUAACAGAAAUAGAUAAAGGUUUAGAAUCUGUAGAUAACGUGGAUUAUGCAAAAGUAUACAAUAUCGUAAGUCAAGGGCCUGGCAUCGAACUUACAAAACAGUUACAGAAAAAACACUCACAAAAAGCGACAGAAGUUCUUAGCAUAUUUCAAGAAAGUGAUGCUAGAACAGCAUUAUAUAAUAUCAUAGCAGCAAUGGGAGAUUUUUAAAUUAAAGUUCAAAGUUAAUGAACUGAUGUGUGUAAUUUUGUCAAAGAUUGCCCAAUGUCAGUUCAUACACCGUCCACUUUUCAGUUUUUAAAUUAAUAUUUGAAGCUGAACAAUAUACUUACAUGUAUUGGACUAUUUGUAUAUACAAUACAUAAAUCAUGGGUACAUUAUAUUUAUAUAUAUAUUUGUGAAUGAUAUAUAAAAUUUAUAUGUAUAUUUUUAAAAGAAUCGAAUAAUUCUAUUCAUAUCCCUCUUAAAUCUGUAUAAUGCGAAUUGCAAAUAUGUUAAUAUUUUUUCUUUAGACGAACAUAUUAACUUUUUCCUGUCAAUGUCCGGGGUAUUUGGGAUAAGUCACUCUUUUAUCGUUACAUCGUAUACAAGAAUAUUUCCAUCAAGAGUGUUGUGCGGCUGUUGUUUAGGAAAUAAAUUCAAUGUAGCUUAUAUUAUUGUACUACAUACACAUCUUUAUUUAUAUCCCAUAUGCUGUGUAUAUGUGAUAUAAACAAAAAUGCGGGAGAGAGAGAGAGAGAGAGAGAGAGAGAAAGAACAUCAAAUCGUAAAUCUGUAGAAUUUACGUUUUCCCACGUAGUCAUUGAUCGAACAUAUGUCACUCAUUAUACAAACGAAAAUAAUUCCGAUUAACGCAACACCAAUGUUUAUAACUAUCACUACGGGAAAAAGUUAAACUAUAGAAAUUUAUAAUGAUAAAUCGUUUAAAAAUGACACAAAGUAUCCAGGAAUGCUACACGAGGAUUAUAAAUAUGUUGUGUAAAUGAAUAUCUGGGUAUUAUAUUAGAUUCUGUCGAGUUUAAAUCGAUUUAUUCAUAAAAAUACGAAUUUCAUUUUGAAUCUCGUCAUCUACAUCACAUAACAAUUUUUUGCGUAAUUGUAUACAAUAGAUAGUCGUAUCGUGUGCAAUCAACUCAAUCAACAAGAAAAUAAAACAAAAAGAAAAACACUGGCAUAGAUUCAAAGAGUCUACCGAAUAUGUAAUUACUCUUAUAAAACCAUCUUUGCAAUCAUUAUUAUUUAACUGAAACAAUAUGCACAUUUAAAAACGAUCGACAGUACAAAAAUACAACUCAUAUUAACAGAUCAACAUACCCUGUUAACAUGCUACAACGAAUGCAUUUAUUUCACAAUUUCAAGACAAAUCUUUUAUGAUUAAUAUAAUAAUAGAACCAUCGUAACGGAAAUUAUCAAAAAGCAUUCGUAUUAAUAAUAAUAUAAAUGAAAAGACAGUCGAUACGUAUUUAACCAUAACUAACUAGGCAUAAGAAUAUAUUUUUGCUACUACACUUCUUACUCAUUCGUUCAUAUUCACAUUCUUAAUAUCUACUUUUGCAGCAAUAGUAGCAAGUUUUGAUUAUAUCCAUAAACCCGCAAAAAUGAGCGCAAUAUGUCGUGCGUUUCUCUUGGGUUCAUAUGCGGUAACUAUUAAUAAAAAAUACCUUAUUCGAAGAACUAAUAAGGCAGUAUGGUAAUAUGGCUAGAUUUGCCUUAAAUUAGGCUUCUCUCAUUUCCGUUCUUGUUAAUAUUCCACACUAAAUAUAACAGCGUAUAUUUCAUUCACUGCACGAUAUGCGAAUUCUUUAUAUUUUUCGUAGAUCUCAUGGGAACUACGCGUGAAAUCGUGAUUAGGAACGUACCGCACAAAAUAACAAGAGAAAAUUCAUCGCAUUAGACCGAUCGUAGUGUAUCGAAAUCAGUAAUAAUAAGGAAUAAUUUGUUGAUGUCAUCGAAAAAUAUACACCUGUAACAACAAACAGUGAUAAGCACCUUCGACACGUAGAAU
Molecule: messenger RNA, 3191 nt
Organism: Vespula vulgaris
Lineage: Eukaryota; Metazoa; Arthropoda; Insecta; Hymenoptera; Vespidae
Gene: Pdss2
Product: all trans-polyprenyl-diphosphate synthase PDSS2
Exons: 6
Coding region: 152-1396 (414 amino acids)
Biological process (GO): isoprenoid biosynthetic process; ubiquinone biosynthetic process
Cellular component (GO): transferase complex; mitochondrion
Molecular function (GO): prenyltransferase activity
Source: RefSeq, a predicted model, not a curated record